AUGGCUGGCCCAGUUCUUUGGCUGCUCUCAAUGGCCCUGGUCACACUGAAUCUUCUGUGCCCUGCCCCAGCCCCGCCUCGCGCGUCCCCGACACAACCCCCUGCCCGCCCGCCCUGCUCCCAGGUGAUCAUCGAGCGCUACAAGGGUGAGAAGCAGCUGCCUGUCCUGGACAAGACCAAGUUUCUGGUCCCGGACCAUGUCAACAUGAGCGAGUUGGUCAAGAUCAUCCGGCGCCGCCUGCAGCUGAACCCCACGCAGGCCUUCUUCCUGCUGGUGAACCAGCACAGCAUGGUGAGCGUGUCCACGCCCAUCGCGGACAUCUACGAGCAGGAGAAAGACGAGGACGGCUUCCUCUACAUGGUCUACGCCUCCCAGGAAACCUUCGGCUUCUGAGCCAGCAGUAGGGGGGUCGGCCUGGGAGUGGGGGGGGCCCGGUCAGGCCCUGCCCAGAUAGCUCCUGGUUCCUGAACUGAGCUGCCUCUGCCGUGGUGGGCUGGGCAGGCAUGCGCCCCCCUAGUCAGAGGGCAACCCACCUACUCUGCCCCUGGGUGGAUCCUGGGCCGGUUGUGUUAGGGUUGUCCCUCUGGGUGCUGGCUGGGAUGGGGGAGGGUUGGGAGCAGCCCCCAGCACCCUGCUGUGUGGUUCAUCUUUUUUUUAGGCCCCUGCCUGUCUGCCCAUCUGCCCCUCACCCACCCGAGGCUCUGCCCACGCCUGGACCUGCCCACCCCUGAAAGACUGGCCCCUGGCUCCCUGCCCCUCGGUCUCCACAUGGUGUAUGGAUCUGUGGUCAUUGUCCCUCUGCAGAAUAAAGAUUGCUCAGGCCUGCCUGGC
This is a messenger RNA of Mandrillus leucophaeus (drill), 831 nucleotides long. It is a transcript of the gene MAP1LC3A, whose product is annotated as microtubule-associated protein 1 light chain 3 alpha. NCBI's taxonomy places the organism in Eukaryota, Metazoa, Chordata, Mammalia, Primates, Cercopithecidae. Gene Ontology annotation, biological process: macroautophagy; cellular response to nitrogen starvation; autophagosome assembly. The transcript is spliced from 3 exons. Gene Ontology annotation, molecular function: ubiquitin protein ligase binding. Bases 1 to 393 code for a protein of 130 amino acids. The record is from RefSeq and is a predicted model, not a curated record. Gene Ontology annotation, cellular component: autophagosome membrane; cytosol; autophagosome.